CCCCUCCUAACACAAAUAUUAAUCUUUAUUCGUUGUUGUCAUGUGUUUUAAUUGCCACAUAUCAUUCAUUAAGAUAAUUCAAUAAUUACUAGCCAGUCUGGAAUUUAAAUAAGCGUAUUUGUCUUGUAAUGUGACACAGUGUCCUCCUCCGGUCCAGCUGGCGGCAGCUGCACCUGUUCGCGCGGUGCCACAUCAGAACAGCGAGUCCCGCACACCGGCAGCUUAUGAAGGCUUCACCGGUUUAACCUCAAUCGGUAGCAGAGCAAUCACCGGAGAAAGGGCUAUUGUUUUACUAGUUGUUUAAUCUAGAAGUCGAAAUAUGAUACGUGAACAACACUGAUCAAACGCAACGCAAGGAUUUGACCGCUGGAAAAAACCCGGCCGACUCAUUUAUUCACGGAGCCUAACCUUAGAGAUGACAGCGCGCGCUCGUUUAUUGUCGUGUUAAUCGAGAUUAUUCGUUAAUAAUUUUAAUCAUAAGAAUAGGUUAAGAUAUAUUAUUGAUGGCCGUGUCGGGAGGCGCCCGGAGGAUCCCGAUGGGUGUGCGGACAUUCAGCGAGUUUCUGGAAAUAGCGACUGUCGGUCCGUGUCGCUCCAGCAGCCCAUAUAAAUACAGAGAGAGAAUACAGCACUGGUCCAUCAGGCACCUGUCCUCCUGUGGGAUCUUGAUGACUCGCUAUCCUCGCGCUCUCUGUCACUCUGAAGUGGAUUUGACUCCCACUCAUCACCGGCGAUCUUUCAUCAGCCUCACCAACAAGAGAAAAGAGUAUUCGGAGAGGAGAAUAUUAGGGUACUCUAUGCAAGAGAUGUAUGAAGUGGUGGCCAAUGUGGAUGACUACAAACACUUUGUACCGUGGUGUAAAAAAUCCCAAACCAUCAUGAAAAGGGCUGGUCAUGCUAAAGCCCAGCUGGAAGUGGGUUUCCCUCCUGUUGUUGAACGUUACACUUCAAUGAUCAGCCACGUUCGUCCACAUCUGGUCAAAGCGGUGUGCUCUGAUGGUAAACUCUUCAAUCAUUUAGAGACAAUAUGGCGGUUUAGUCCUGGUAUUCCUGGCUAUCCUCGCACAUGCACCGUAGACUUCUCUGUAUCAUUCGAGUUUCGUUCGCUGCUGCAUUCUCAGUUAGCGACGGUGUUCUUCGACGAGGUGGUGAAGCAGAUGGUGGCCGCGUUUGAGCGACGAGCAGGCAAGCUGUACGGCCCCGAGACGAGGAUACCACGAGAGCUGAUGUUUCAUGAGGUCCAUCAAACGUGAGGUGCCCCAUUACACUGGACUCGCCUGCAUCUGGAACUCAAACUCUCUAGCCGGUUAUCACAUCACUAGAUUACAUCAGGAUGGUACGAUAGAUACCAUGUACUUUUAGACAACAUUACAGUUCCAAGUAUUGCACCUUAAAGCUAUUUUGUUUUUCUUUUGUUUGCUUAUUGACUGUGAAUGAAGAAUAACUGAUUUAUUGCAGCUCUGAACAGUAAAGUUGAGGUGCAGAAUUGGAGAAAACCUCUCGUUUACUCGUUCUGUCUGACUAUGGGUUUUGCUGGGGCCAAACUGAUGAAUUUACUAAGCUGAAAGGAAUAUUUCAGGUCAAAUCUGUCAAACGCUGUUGAUUUCCACUUGAAAUAAUUUCAAUUUGCACCUCCGUUUUUAAAAACAAUAACAGCACAAACAUUGCCCUCUUAGUUUUAAAACUAAAUUAUUUCCGGUGGUAAUCAACUCCAUGUGAAAUGCUCCGAUUAACCAGGAAUAUUCCUUUUAAUACAGCUCUUUAUACAACUAUAUAUAUAAAUAUAGUAAGAAUUCAUAUGCUUGAAUUGAAACACACUUACGAUGAGUGACUUGACUUUCACUGCACUGAGUUUAUUGUAAUAUUCAUCUCAAGAAGUCGGUGUGACUCCAAACACAACUGUAAAUAUACUGAAUAUGAGCUAUACAGUUAAAGUGGCGUCAGAUAUUUCUCCCAGCUAAAUAUUUAUCCUUAUCGACAACAACAACAACAAAGACUUUGUUUAUAGAAGUGGUGUAUUGUGAUGAAGGUAUAUUUAGCAUGCUUUUGCUUUCUUUGGAUGCAUUCAUGCGAACUCAGGGCUUUGGAGAAAAUGAAAUGUAAGAAUUCUGCCUGUUUUCCCCUAAUAGUGAUCCCAGUUUGUGCCUGUUGAUGUAGACUGUGCCAUUUCCAUUUUGUCGCUUCGUUAAUGUCUGUUGAAACACUACUGUAUUCACUUAUUGUGAUUUUCUCAAAGCGCUACAGUUGGAAGCCUAGCAAGCUUUUUCUUUAUCGUUUGUUUUUAUUUAAUGAGAUUUUAUUUUCAGCCAUUUCAAUGCCUUAUCCAAGUGUUCAUGGCAUUUAUAAAUGACUCCACGUACCAUUGUAAUUGUCGAAUGCUAAUUUAUUUGUGCUGUAUCCCAACCUCCUGUCCGAGAGUCUUCCACAGAAAUAAAACGCCACCUUCAUUUCUAAAAAAAUAAGUAAAAAAAGAUCCUGUUAGAUGUCUGUUUAGUGAGAAUGUUGGCUUGAACAACUGUGAAUCAGAACCAAAGAGAUGAUCAGUGCUUCAGAAGAUCCACAAGAGCACAGUUUUAGGAACAACGUCUCGCUGAAAUGAAUGUUAUCUGUAAACCUUAAUUCUCUGUCAGCAGACCUGUCAUCAGUGUUAUAACCUUGCACAAGCAUUUCUUUUAAUUUUGAAAAUCUAUAAAUUUAUUUACCAACAGAA
Messenger RNA from Danio aesculapii, 2710 nucleotides. It is a transcript of the gene coq10a, whose product is annotated as coenzyme Q10A. Bases 504 to 1253 code for a protein of 249 amino acids. Gene Ontology annotation, cellular component: mitochondrion. The transcript has 5 exons. NCBI's taxonomy places the organism in Eukaryota, Metazoa, Chordata, Actinopteri, Cypriniformes, Danionidae. Gene Ontology annotation, molecular function: ubiquinone binding. Gene Ontology annotation, biological process: cellular respiration; ubiquinone biosynthetic process. The record is from RefSeq and is a predicted model, not a curated record.